AUGACAACACUCCUAGUAAUGGGUGUAGUGACGUAGCGUAGUGGCGGCUAGGGAAGUGAAAACAUGUUUUUCUCUCCAUCUCUGUUUGUCCUUGUGGUUCAUUAGAUACAUUCUUUGUUUGGAUGUUUUUUGGAUCACUCAGACAGUGAGUGACAUCGCUGAAGUGCUCCUUCUGGAGAGGAAAUUGAGGCUGCAGAGCAGAUCCUCUUUAGCGUUAGCCGCUGGCUGCCCAAGGCUAAAUCACAUACAGGUAACUGCCAAAAUAAAGGAAACACUAACAUAAAGCGUCUUGAUGGCGUUGGGCCACCGGCCGCCAGAACAGCUUCAUGACACCAUUCAUGAGAAAAUUCCAUCAUUUGUUGUUUUGUUGAAGGUGGUGGAAAACACUGUCUCAGGUGCCGCUCCAGAAUCUCCCAUAAGUGUUCAAUUGGGUUGAGAUCUGGUGACUGAGACACACACACAUACACACACACACACACACACUUUAACCCCCACCCCUUUAAGCCCUCUUUCAAAGUCACUGAGAUCUCUUCUUCUAGCCAUGGUAGCCAAAAUAAUGAGCAACUGGGCAUUUUUAUGAAUGACCCUAUGCAUGAUGGGAUGUUAAUUGCUUAAUUUAACUCCAAAAACCACACCUGUGUGGAAGUACCUGCUUUCAAUAUACUUUGUAUCCCUCAUUUACUCAAGUAUUUCCUUUAUUUUGGCAGUUACCUGAAGCUUAGAUUGUUCCUAUAUUACUGGCCAUUGUUUAAUGAGGUUACAGUGGUUAAGUGGUUCCCCAAAGGGCCGUACGACCUGGGAAAUGGCUUGACCGCGCUUCACUGUAAAUCACUGAGACCUACCAUAAGCAUGUUCCUCAUUUAUAAAGAAUUUGGAUUUUCUUGCCUCCUGUAUGUUUCUUGCUGCACACACACACAAAUGCACACACACCCGCACACACACACACAGUUGUUUUUCUACUUUAUUUUUGGCUUGAAUGGGAUAACUUCUGUAGAGCCCAUCUCAAGUAUUCAUUUUGAUCCCACGCUUUCAGAAGAAGUGACAACAGAAGGAGCAGAGUUGUUUUUCUUGGAGGAGUUUUCUCUCUCUGUUCGUGAUGAGAGAGAUCAUUAUCUGAGUCUUUGAGGAUUCUGUGGACAGAUGAAACAACAGUCUCAGUGUACGUCAGGAUCAAUGGGGGGUGAUGGUACGCUGCAGAGAUUUAGUUUGUCUCAGUUUUAACAAACCUAGCUACACUCUUAGAAAAAAAAAGUGCUAUCUAGAACCGAAAAGGGUUCUUCGGCUGCCCCCAUAGGAGAACCAUUUGAAGAACACUUUUUGAUUCCAGGUAUAACUAUUUUGGUUCCAAGUAGAACCAUUUUGGGUUCCAUUUAGAACCCUUACAUGGAACCCAAAAUAGUUCUACAUGGAAACAAAAAGGUUUCUUCCUGGAACUAAAAAAGGGUUCUCCUAUGGGGAUAACCGAUAAACCCUUUUGGAACCUUUUUUUUCUUUUUACUCCAGAAACACUCUUUACAAAAUAACCCUCAUAAUCUUUCUCCGUUUCAAGGUGACAUAUUUGGAAGGGAUCUGAAUUUGGCCAGUUUCGUCGCAGGUGUAAAAUAAUCCUGCAUCUGUAGCAUUUGAUUAUAUAUAUAUUUUUUAAGUGAUCAUUUCUAACGGGAAAUAGAUUUUCAUAGGCUGCAGUGGGCUAUAGUUUAGGUCCUGCAUUUCGGAUACACUUGUAUGUCGUAGUGGAGAACAAUAUAUAUUGUGUUAUUAAGCUAUGUAAAACAACAGUUGUUGAUGUGUAUGGCUGCAUUUCAGAUACAUUUUUGUACAUUUGAAUGUCGCAGUAGUAGGACCUACAAUAGUAGGAAAUGUAUUCUGUCUGAUGCUUUAGCGCUUGAGCGACCGAGAGAUAAAGAUAACUGCGGGUUUUUCGUGAAUUUAUGUAAAUCACAAAGCUCAUUUGAAUUUCCUGCGGCGCAUUUGAAUUUUCACAACCCAUGUCGUCCAAAAAGUUAUACUUUUUACUCAUCUGUCAAUAGAACAUUCUUCCAAUAGUCUUGAUGAUCAGCCAGGUGCUUUUUGGCAAAGUUGAGUCAACUUUCUGGACGAGAUGGUCUCCAUUAUGUCUCGUGAAAACCAAACACUGCAUUCUACAGUAAGAACCUCAUACCAAAGGUCAAGCAUGGUGGUGAUAGUGUGAUGGUUUGGGGAUAGUUUGCUGCCUCAGGACCUGGACAACUUGCCUUAUUAGAAGGAACCAUGAAUUCUGCUCUGUAUCAGAGAAAUCUACAGGUGAAUGUCAGGCCAUCCAUAUUUGAGCUGAAGCUGAAGCACAGCAGGGUCAUGCAGCAAGAAAAUGAUCCAAAACACACAAUCAAGUCUACAUCACAAUGGUUAAAAAGCAACAAAUUUGAAGUUUUGGAAUGGCCUAGUGAAAGUCCAGACCUAAUCCCAAUUGAGAUGUUGUGACAGGCUUUGAAACGAGCAGUUCAUGCUUGAAAACCCACAAAUGUCGAGUUAAAGCAGUUCUGCAUCAAGAGUGGGCCAAAAUUUCUCCACAGCAAUGUGAGAGACUGAACAACAACUACAGGAAGCAUUUGGUUGCAGUCAUUGCAGCUAAAGGUGGCACAACCAGUUAUUGAGUGUAAGGGGGCAAUUACUUUUUCACACAGAGGAAUUGGGUGUUGCAAAACUUUGUUAAUUAAAUAAAUAAAAUAAGUAUAUAAACUCAGGUUCCCUUUAUCUAAUAGAAGGUUUUGGUUGAAAAUCUGAUAACAUUCAGUAUAAAAAAUAUGCAAAAAUAGAGAAAAUCUGAAACGGGGCAAAUACUUUUUCACGGCACUGUAUAAGUACCUCAUUGGGCUAUUUUUACAGAGCGUUAAGGCAUGUUGCUUAUUUAGAGCUUGCAAUAGGAGCCUCACAGGUUGACGUAUCGUGGCGGCAGGGAGCCUUGGAUCUUUCCCCGCGAGGGCAGGGUAGCAGUCAUUAGUACACUAAUCAUGAUGUGACACAAAAUGGUGUGAUGCUGGGAGAUGGGAGUGAAGCCCUUUUAAGAGGCGACCUCUUCCCCUGUAGAGAGUUGAGUCAUGUAUGGACAUGUGUGGAUUCUCUUCUUUAGUGCUAUCAUCAUUAAACGGUUCCCGAACCGGUGGGAGGAAUAUAUCACAAUUUAGUGCGAUGGGAUGCCGUUGCCAUUAAGGAGGGGUUUGAUAUCCGAAGAAUUGUAUGCCGCAGUAUACAUCUGUCCAAUGUAUAAUUACAGGAAUAUUAGAAUACAGGCUAAUCUAAGUGUUUCGUCUCCAUCUGCAGAAACGGGAGAGAGGCCAUGUGUUAUUUGACAAAGUGUGUGAGCAGCUCAACCUCCUGGAAAAGGACUACUUUGGCAUCACAUUCCGGGACAUCGAAAACCAAAAGGUGGAAUUUGUCUUGUUGAUUUUGCUGUGUAAUUAGGGGUGUUUUGAACAUGUUUUGAAGUGAAUUAACACUGUCCUCUUGAACUCUUGAACCAGAACUGGUUAGACCAAUCCAAGGAGAUGAAGAAACAGAUCAGAGGUGCGUAGAAUAUGGGUUUUUGAAUGUUAUUUCUCCUCAUGGUUUGAAAGUUAGCCAGCAUGCUAGUUAUUCAGGCUUAAAGGCACAAUCUGGGAUCUUUCCUGCUGUUUAAUGAUCAUUUCAAUUAAACCUUUGUUUUCGUACACUGCAGGAGCCGCCUGGAAUUUUUCAUUCAAUGUGAAGUUCUACCCUCCAGACCCUGCCCAGCUGUCUGAGGAUAUUACAAGGUUACACUUUCUAUAGUCCACUUGGUCCUUGUGUUUUUCAAGAAGCCUUGUACCUUUGGGAUCUGGUAGACUUAUGUUUAUAUUCACCUAAUACCUGUGUGAAUUGCCUGGGAUAUACACUGAGUGUACAAAACAUUAAGGACACUUGCUCUUUCCAUGACAUAGACUGAACAGGUGAAUCCAGGUGAAAGCUAUGAUCCAUUAUUGAUGUCACUUGUUAAAUCCACUUCAAUCAGUGUAGAUGAAGGGGAGGAGCCAAGUUAAAGAAGGAUUUUUAAGCCUUGAGACAUUUGAGACAUGGAUUGUGUAUGUGUGCCAUUCAGAGGGUGAAUGGGCAAGACAAAAUAUUUAAGUGCCUUUGAACGGGGUAUGGUAGUAGGUGACAGGCACACCGGUUUGUGUCAAGAACUGCAACGCUGACUGGGUUUUUCACGAUCAACAGUCUUCUGUGUGUAACAAGAAUGGUCCACCACCCAAAGGACAUCCAGCCAACUUGACACAACUGUGGGAAGCAUUGGAGUCAACAUGGGCCAGCAUCCCUGUGGAACUCUUUCAGUCCAUGCCCCGACUAAUUGAGGCUGUUCUGACGGCAAAAGGGGGUGCAACUCAAUAUUAGGAUGGUGUUCUUAAUGUUUGGUUUACGCAGUGUAUAUAAGCAUAAUAACAACUUUUUUUUUUUUUAUCAAUGCAAUACUGUGCUUUGUCAUUUUGUUUCCAAUUACCUCUCUCUCUCUCUUUCUCUUUCUUUCUCUCUUUCUCUCUCUUUCUCUCUCUUUCUCUCUCUCUCUUUCUCUCUCUUUCUCUCUUUCUCUCUCUUCUUUCUCGCUCUUUCUCUCUUUUUCUCACACUUUUUUCUCUCCUCAUGACACAAACUCCCUCCCUCACUCUCCCUUCUCCCCCCCCCCUCUCUAUCUGUCCCUCACCCUCUCAUCCCCUCACUCUCCCUUCCCCCCCCCCCCCCCCCCCUCUCUAUCUGUCCCUCACCCUCUCAUCCCCUUCUCUCCCUUCCAGAUAUUACCUGUGCCUCCAGUUGAGGGAUGACGUGGUGUCGGGGCGUCUGCCGUGCUCGUUCGCCACCCACACGGUGCUGGGAUCCUACACGGUCCAAUCAGAGCUGGGGGACUACGAUCUCGAGGAGUCUGGGACGGACUACGUCAGUGAGUUCCGCUUCGCCCCCAACCAGACCAAAGAGCUGGAGGAGAAGGUCAUGGACUUGCACAAGAACUACAAGUUAGUCUGUCUGUUGAGAACUACACUCUUAGAAAAUAGGGUUCCGAAAGGGUUCUUCGGCUGUUCCCAUACGAGAACACUUUUUGGUUCCAGGUAGAACCCUUUUUGGUUCCAGGUAAAACUAUUUUGGGUUCCAUGUAGAACCUUCUGUGGAAAGGGUUCUACAUGAAACUCAAAAGGGUUCUAGCUGGAACCAAAAGGGUUCUACCUGGAACCAAAAAGGGUUCUUCAAAUGGUUCUCCUAUGGGGACAGCCCUUUUAGGUUCUAGAUAGCACCUUUUUUUCUGUCUGUCUGUCCGUCUGUCUGUCUAGAACUACAAGUCAGUCUGGCUGUCUGUCCAUCUGUCUGUCUAGAACCACAAGUCAGUCUGGUGGUCUGUACAUGUGUCUGUCCGUCUGUCUAACCUAAUGGAAGAGAAGGUCAUGGUCUCAAAAGUAGCUGUCAAAAACCCAUUCAAAACGCUGUGUAUCUUUAUCUCUCCAGAGGAAUGACUCCAGCUGACGCUGAGAUGCACUUCCUGGAAAACGUGAAGAAGCUGUCCAUGUACGGAGUUGACCUGCACCAUGCCAAGGUAAAGGGGCCUUAUUCAACUUAUACAAAACAGGCUACCUGUUAUUGACCCCAACCCUGUUGUUGUUUUUUUCAAAAUGCCAGCCCUGUCAUGAAUUGAAAAAGCCAUGUUAUGACCUGCAUGAUACUGCAUGGUUCCCUGUCCUUUGACCCCCAGCAGCUUCAAUAGCCAUUUGGAUCGUUGUUGUUUGAUCCCUCAGAUCCAAUCCAUGGUGUUGUGUACUGCUCUCAGUGACACCUCAAAAACCCACUCCAGGUCUAGGAGAAAGAAGUUUAGUUUAGUUUAACCUUGCUACGAAAUGAAUGAAUUCAGUUUGUACACUAGACAUGAUCUGAAUUUAGCCUAUCAGAGGUGGUUACACUAGACAUGGUCUGAAUUUAGCCUAUCAGAGGUGGUUACACUAGACAUGGUCUGAAUUUAGCCUAUCAGAGGUGGUUACACUAGACAUGGUCUGAAUUUAGCCUAUCAGAGGUGUUUUUUAAAUGUAUUUUUAAUUUCACCUUUAUUUAACCAGGUAAGCCAGUUGAGAACAAGUUCUCAUUUACAACUGCGACCUGGCCAAGAUAAAGCAAGCAGUGCGAUAAAAACAACAACACAGAGUUACAUAUGACAUGGUCUGAAUUUAGCCUAUCAGAGGUGGUUACACUAGACAUGGUCUGAAUUUAGCCUAUCAGAGGUGGUUACACUAGACAUGGUCUGAAUUUAGCCUAUCAGAGGUGGUUACACUAGACAUGGUCUGAAUUUAGCCUAUCAGAGGUGGUUACACUAGACAUGGUCUGAAUUUAGCCUAUCAGAGGUGGUUACACUAGACAUGGUCUGAAUUUAGCCUAUCAGAGGUGGUUACACUAGACAUGGUCUGCCCAUUACUUGCUAAUGUCUGUUUUGUGUUGAAUAUUGUUCCUUUGUAACUCUGUUGGUUGUUUCUGUUGUUUGCCAUGUCAGCUGGGGAUCACAUUUUAGGACUAACUACCCCAAUCUACGUAACCAAGUAGAUCAAAAAACUCUGGCCCAAUUCGCUGGCAUAGAUUUGAAUGGAUAUGGCACAAUUAGAUAAAAUAACAUUGUCAGAUAGAAUAUACUCAAGAAACAAUAGUAGAGGAGAAGUAGCUUUUAUUUUAUUGUAGCUUAACUUUUUACAAAUAUGGCAAAUUUUUGUCUUCAUCAAAGAAACAUUGUUUGGACAUUUAAAUGUCUGUUGCCAGCCUGACCCAACUAUUGAUUGGGUUAUAUCAUCCGAACCUCAUGUGAACCAACGCACCAUGUGGAAAAAUCAUUCAAACAAAAAAAAAUUCACAACACUCUCCUCACACCAAAUGUGUAAGAGAGUAAACAUAGUGUUUUUUCUUUGAAAAUUAUAAGAAUUAAAUAAUGACAUGCUGCUAUAGCACUUAAGAUUUGCAUUAAUAACCAAAUAAGAGAGGACACUGAUAGCAUGGAAACCCUCCCUCUGUUUGGUCAGAACAGCCAAUGAUUGUUUUUUCUUAUUCUUACUGAAUAGUUGGUAGGAAGCCUGUUUGAGUGCUUGUCUCCAGCUAAGGGCAAGGUAAGGCUUGCAUUUUGUUUGUGUGUAUGUAGAGGUACAUGUAUGUUACAUGUGUGUUACAUGUGUCCCUGUCUGAAAAACCCCUGUCUUUGUGCAUGACCAUGGACUGUUCGAGUCCAUCGUUUGGGGCUGUGGGUUGGCUCACCACAGUUUCGAGUUGGCAUUGUGGAUGCCUGUAGUUGUAGCCUCUUAUGUGGCUGUUGUGAGGUGUAGGACAUCACACACCCCUCCCUCAUAGCUCCAGUGCUCAUAUCCCACUCACAGGGAGUUGUGGACCCCCCCUCUGUCCCCCCAUCUGCUCUGUGACACCCCGACUGUGUUGAUCUGCAGACUUCAAGACCUUUUGGGGAAGGCCUCUUCAUUGUGAUGUCAUGUGACUAGUAUCUGCCAUCUUAGCCCCACAUAGGCUACGUUCCAAUAUCCACACUAACAUGCCACUUGAAUGAAGCAAGAAGGCAUGCAUUUUAAGUGGGAUGCUAGUGUGAACAUUGGAACAUAGCAUUAGAUUUUAGACGAGAGUAGAUGUCACUGCAGUCAUAGGCUCUGCCUCAUGAGUGAUAGACUCCUCCAUCACCCUUACAUUCACUAUCCUUGCAAUGCCAUCAUAUUGCGAUGUACUUAGGUGUGCAAAUUAAUGUUUAGACAAAAUGCCCACUGCAGCCUUGUAGACCUUCAGCAUCCAUGGAUCAUGAAACUGGAGCAUAGUUCAUAGUACAGCACAGCUGAAAAUACCUGAGUGUUGCUCAUUACUACCCUAAACUAUACUGAACAAAAAUGUAAACGCAACAUGUAAAGUGUUGGUCUCAAUUUUCAUGAGGUGAAAUAAAAGAGCCCCAAAAUGUACCAUUAGCACAAAAAGCUUAUUUCUCUCAAAUGUUGUGUACAAAUUUGUUUACAUCCCUGUUAGUGAGCAUUUCUCCUUUGCCAAGAUAAUCCAUCCACCUGACAGGUGCGAAUUAAACAGCAUGAUCAUUACACAGGUGCACCUUGUGCUGGGGACAAUAAAAGGCCACUCUAAAAUGUGCAGUUUUAUCACACAACACAAUGCCACAGAUGUCCAACGUUUUUUGGGAGUGUGCAAUUGGCAUGCUGACUGCAGGAAUGUCCAACAGAGCUGUUGCCAGAGAAUUUAAUGUUCAUUUCUGUACCAUAAGCCGCCUCCGACAUCGUUUUAGAGAAUUUAGCAGGGGGGGGGGCAGUGGCUGGGGAGUAUUUCUGUCUGUAAUAAAGCCCUUUUGUGGGGGGGAAAAAUCAUACCUCUCAAGCCCACCCAUGGCUGCUCCCCUGCCCAGUCAUGUGAAAUGUAUAGAUUAGGGCCUAAUGAAUUUAUUUCAGUUGACUGAUUUCCUUCUAUGAACUAUAACUCAAUAAAAUCUUUAAAAUUGUUGCAUGUUGCGUUUAUAUUUUUGUUCAGUAUACAUUUAGUUAGGUAAGACAAGUACCUCAGUGUGCUCUGUAAAUUGGCUCUCAAUUGCUUCAAAAUCUGGCCUCCCCUCGUCUCCUUAACUUCAUCUGCACUGAUUGGAACGUGACAGGUAAAAACAAUAUGGUGGAAGAUCAUCAUUAAGCUUGGCUUUCACCUGGUCACUUCUGUCAGAUCAGUGCAAUGAAGGAGAAGAGGCGAGGUGAGGACAGAAUUGUUUGACAAUUGAGAAAGAGCCCAAGACCUACUCCUGGCUACAAAGCCAGACAUAUCACUAGUAAAAGUGGGAGCUGUGAAAAGAGGCGGUUUAGGAAAAAUAAUUGGUUUCUGUUAAUGUAGGUCAAUUUCUUGACUCUUGAGUUCUUGGUUUCGGCGACAGUUUGUGAAAUAUGUCCGUCGACAUAUGAUGUUUUCAUUUCAUUUUUAAUUUUUUACAAAGCUCAUUUGAAUCCGUUAUUGAGAAAUGCUUUGUAAUUGGCUUGCUGUAUCGCCACUUGUUUUAGGCCAUCUAUCUUCUUUGUAGGAGAAAGUGGUGGUGUCUGGAUAUUGUGAACCAAUUUUUUUUUAAACAAUCAAGACACUUUUUUUAGCCUGGUUUUCAGUCUGUCUUGGCAUUAGUCAACUCCUUUCCCGUUAUCAUGUUCACGUUUUAUUUGUCACAUGCACAAGAACAGUUGAAUGCUUAACUUGCAAGCCCUACCCAACAGUACAGUAUUUCAUAUAUAAAAAGUAUUUAAAAAAUGAAUAAAAAUAAAAUACAAAGAAAAUGAGAAAUAAGAAAUAAAAGAGGAAGCUCUCUUAUUUCUACUUGGUAUAGGAGUCUAGUAAAGAGUGGGCAUAAUGUAUGUAGAGUUGGACCAUUUAACUCCAGGCCUGGAGGGCCGAAACACCUCUGGACUCUCUGGGUCAAUUAGUGACAUUCAUCAUUAAAUCAAUUAACUACUAGGUAGUAAAGAAAACCAGGAGCACUUUGGCCCUUCAGGCGUGGAGUUGACUAGCCCUAAACUGAGGACAACAUCCAAUAAGUGGGUUGAGUCAAGCCCAAACUGACUGACACCCAGGCUACCUCAAUGUGAAACUAGUUACUAUUUAUUUAUUUUUUAUCCCAGUUUGCAGAGGUUUCAGUAAUUUUGAAAAAUGUUUAUUAAUAAAAAGUAUAGUUUGAAUAGUGUCAGGUUCUUGACCAUGCUGUGUUUUCCUGCCGGUCCUUCCCAGGAUUCCGAGGGUGUUGAGAUCAUGUUGGGCGUGUGCUCCAGUGGUCUUCUGAUCUACCGCGACCGCCUGCGCAUCAACAGGUUCGCCUGGCCCAAGGUCCUCAAGAUCUCCUACAAAAGGAAUAAUUUCUACAUCAAAAUACGCCCCGGAGAGGUAAGUAUAUCAGCAUAAGGCCCUCCUGACAUGAAAGCACCUCACAUGAAAGAAGUGUCCCUAUCCUGUUUCAUGUACGUAAAAUGGCAUCACAUUGAAUGACAUCACAUAGAAUGGCGUCACAUAGAAUGAUGUCACAUUGAAUGGCAUCACAUAGAAUGGCAUCACAUCGAAUGACAUCACAUAGAAUGACAUCACAUAGAAUGACAUCACAUAGAAUGACAUGUGUGUGUGUUUUUUUCUGUAUGUUUUGCCGUCAGUUUGAGCAGUUUGAAAGCACAAUCGGGUUCAAGCUCCCCAACCAUAGGGCGGCUAAGAGACUAUGGAAGGUUUGCGUGGAGCACCACACCUUUUUCAGGUGAGACCUGGGCCACCACCUCAAUGUGUAGACAUCUGCCAUUACAAUGUAGGGUUUUGAAAGUAAAUUCAUAGUUAUUGUACAUUGUCUUGGUUAUCUUCAUGCUGGGUUAGAACAAAAGCCUGCUUCCCUCCAGAAUCAUUUGCCCAUCCCUGCUGUAAUAGUGUGAGUUUCUUGACCUCUACGUAGAUUCAUGUCUCCUCCUUGUUCUCCUGACCUCACCAUCGUCUCUGUCCUGUAGGUUGGUGUCUCCAGAAACUCCCCCCAAUAAGUUUUUUAUCAACAUUCGCCUCUGUCCUGUAGGUUAGUGUCUCCAGAAACUCCCCCCAAUACGUUUUUAAUCACCAUUUGUCUCUGUCCUGUAGGUUGGUGUCUCCAGAAACUCCCCCGAAUAAGUGUUUAAUCACCAUUCGUCUCUGUCCUGUAGGUUGGUGUCUCCAGAAACUCCCCCCAAUAAGUGUUUAAUCACCAUUCGUCUCUGUCCUGUAGGUUGGUGUCUCCAGAAACUCCCCCCCAAUAAGUUUUUAAUCACCAUUUGUCUCUGUCCUCUAGGUUGGUGUCUCCAGAAACUCCCCCCAAUAAAUGUUUUAUCACCAUUUGUCUCUGUCCUCUAGGUUGGUGUCUCCAGAAACUCCCCCCAAUAAGUUUCUAAUCACCAUUCGUCUCUGUCCUCUAGGUUAGUGUCUCCAGAAACUCCCCCCAAGAAGUUUCUAAUCACCAUUCGUCUCUGUUCUCUAGGUUGGUGUCUCCAGAAACUCCCCCCAAGAAGUUUCUAAUCACCAUUCGUCUCUGUCCUCUAGGUUGGUGUCUCCAGAAACUCCCCCCAAUAAGUUUUUAAUCACCAUUCGUCUCUGUCCUCUAGGUUGGUGUCUCCAGAAACUCCCCCCAAGAAGUUUCGAAUCACCAUUUGUCUCUGUCCUCUAGGUUGGUGUCUCCAGAAACUCCCCCCAAGAAGUUUCUAAACCUCGGUUCUAAGUUCCGCUACAGCGGGAGAACCCAGGCCCAGACGCGACGAGCCAGCUCCCAGAUCGUCCGCCCGGCGCCACGCUUUGAGCGCUCCACCAGCAAGCGCUACAUCAUGUCGCGCAGCCUGGACGGAGGUUCGUAGUUCCAUCAAUAUUUCUCUUACGAAUGAAAGAGGAUUGUGUCACCUUUCUUCCCAUAGAGUUUGUGUUGGGAAAGUUAGCCUGAAAGCAUACAGUGCGCCACCAAAAAGCUAGCUACAGGACAUCAAUCAAAAACGACUCAACCUAAAUGAACAAGUAAAUCAUGUUGUCCUUGUCCUCCUCUGUCUCUAUGUCCAGCCUAUUUUGAAGUCACUGUCUCUAAGCUGUUGAAUUCAGCUUUUAGGGUGUCAAGAGACAGUACAUUUUACCAUGCAUCUAAGGCACCAAUCAAUCAAUGCACCCAUCUGUCAUAAUGGGCAUACCACUGCACACCUUGUGACAUCUGUCAAUCAAUCACACAUGAUUUGGUCUUCACAACCAUUGAAAUUCACUCAUGUCCUCCCAGACCUGUCAUUCAAAUCAAAAUCAAAUCAAAUUUUAUUGGUCACAUACACGUUGAGCAGAUGUUAUUGCGGGUGUAGCGAAAUGCUUGUGUUUCUAGCUCCAACAGUGCAGUCAUAUCAACAAUUCACAACAAUACACAUAACACACAAAAUCUAAAUGUAAAAUAAUGUAAUUAAGAAAUAUAUAAAUAUUAGGACGAGCAAUGUCGGAGAGCAUAGACUAAAAUACAGUAUAAUUGAAUACAGUAUAUACAUAUGAGAUGAGUAAAGCAAAAAUAUGUAAACAUUAUUAAACUGACUAGUGUUCCAUUAUUAAAGUGGCCAGUGAUUUCAAGUCUAUGUAUAUAGGGCAGCAGCCUCUAAGGUGCAGGGUUACGUAACUGGGUGGAAGCCGCCUUGGCUUACAAGUGCCACUGGCGUGAAUAGGGAAUUGGUAUUUUGUAUACUUUCCCUUGAAUAUCCCUAGAACGAUGUGACAAUGCUACUUUAUAUUCUCCACAGAGCCAUUUUGGUCGCCGUUUGUCUUGGAUGUGGUCGUUUGCUUGAUAGCUUCACCAUUUCCCAGUCUACAUGAAAGCUCAAGAGAACGUCCCUAAGCAGCCGUGCUGUGAAGUCGCUAAAGCCUCAGUACGCCGCUAAGACUUAUUACAGCUUUUAACCAUUGUUUUCUCCUCGCUGCUCUGCCCUCACAUCGCCUUUUCACCCCUUCAGAGUAGCCAGGGCCGUCCCCCUCUCCCCUGUCUCUAUCAGCCAGACCCAGACCACGGGUAAUGUCCUUUAUUUUUCAAGCCAGCUCACAGAGGAAGCCGCAGUUAAAUGGCUCGUAGUGACGACGGCUGUGUAGGAAGAGGGAACGGAUACUCGCCACAGGGAUUUACCAGACGCCCCCAUUGUGUUGUUCUGACAUCUUCGCUCGGCGACCCUCUGCUUUUGUUCUCCCCCGUUCUCCUCCGUUCUCCCCAGUUUGUCCCCCGUUCUCCCCAGUUCUCCCCCGUUCCUCCAGUUCUCCCCUGUUCUCCCCAGUUCUCCCCACGUUCUCCCCCGUUCUCCCCAGUUCUCCCCCGUUCUCCCCAGUUCUCCCCAGUUCUCCCCCGUUCUCCCCCGUUCUCCCCAGUUCUCCCCACGUUCUCCCCAGUUCUCCCCACGUUCUCCCCCGUUCUCCCCUGUUCUCCCCCGUUCUCCCCAGUUCUCCCCCGUUCUCCCUGUUCUCCACAGUUUCCCCCAUUUCUCCCCAGUUCUCCCCGUUCUCCCCGUUCUCUCCACGUUCUCCCCGUUCUCCCCCGUUUCUCCUCCGUUCUCCCCCGUUCUCCCCCAUUCUCCCGUUCUCCUCCAUUCUCACCCGUUCUCCCUGUUCUCCCCACGUUCUCCCACGUUCUCCUCCCAUUCUCCCCGUCUCUCCCCACGUUCUCCCCAUUCUCCCCCGUUCUCCCACGUUCUCCCCGUUCUCCCCCGUUCUCCCCUGUACUCCCCGUUCUCCCCACGUUCUCCCCGUUCUCCUCCGUUCUCCCACGUUCUCCCCGUUAUCCUCGUUAUCCCCGUUCUCCCGUUCUCCCCAUUCUCCCCCGUUCUCCCCGUUCUCCCCCGUUUCCCCACGUUCUCCCCGUUCUCCUCCAUUCUCCCCACCUGUUCUCCCCGUUCUCCCCACAUUCUCCCCAUUCUCCCCACGUUCUCGCCCGUUCUCCCCACGUUCUCCCCCGUUCUCCCCACGUUCUCCCCUGUUCUCCCCCGUUCUCCCCACGUUCUCCCCCAUUCACUGAUUAAUUGGAGAAUUUGGUUUUUCAUUUUAUUUAUGACCUCCAGAGCUCUGUGAGCCGGCGUGGGCCGUCACUAUCAUAUCAGAACUGUGGAUGAAAACCGGUCCAUUUGAAUGCAAAUAUUGUUGUGGCUGGCGUCCCCAGCUGAUGUCUCAUCUAGGGGUGAAGAGCUCUUUUGGCAGAAUUUCACUAGCCAACUGAUGUGGAAGAGAGACUCUGCCAGUUGGCUGUGAUGCCAAUUGAAUAUGAGCCGCCUCGGGAACCAUAUUUGAUUCAGACUCAUCAUUAUCAUUGGACCGAAAAGGCAACAUUGAUAUUUAUGUCUAAACUCCUCAUUGAUGGGAGACUGUUCAGUGUCUGACUGUCUGUUCUCCUCCCAUCCGAAAGUGGAUCCAUCCUCUAGCACUGUAUGACUUAACUGCAUCUCUUAGUCUGAACCGAGGCUUUCCAUAACACUGUGAACCAGACACAACUUACACAUCCUCUAACAUUAAUGUAUUCAAAUCCAUAGUCAAUAGCUCUACAGAAUUAUAAUAUAAACCAACAAUAUUCUAUCCCUCUUUCUCUCAAGUGCUCAGCUGACUCCCUAAUGCUCAGAUUUGAAUAAUAUUAUGUAAUCAUGUUAAUGUUGAAUCUUCCCAAAUAAUAUUGAAUUUCUAUGCAAUCCUCCUCAGCUCCGCAGAGUACAUCCAAAAGGAGUUCACCCAAUAGGAGUUCACCCAAAAGGAGUUCACCCAAUAGGAGUUCACCCAAAAGGAGUUCACCCAAUAGGAGUUCACCCAAAAGGAAUACGCCCCAAAAAACAGAGUCUGUAUCCCCGAGAAUUAAAUCACCUGCUAGUUUUAACGGCGCUAAACCAACAGGUAGAUAUCAUGCACUGUGUGUCUCUGUACGUGCUAACAGUAGAUGUAGCCCCUGCUAGCUAUGCCUGCUAGUUAAUUAUCACAUAUCUGCUUCUUUCCUCUUCUUUGACGGUGGCCAUUUUGUUUUGUAUUUUGGGCCCUUGUUAGAGACUCCUCCCUCAGUGCUGACCAGACUUGCAUGUUCCCGUGCUGAUUGGGGGGGCUCCCCGCCUAGCAUGUGAAUGCACCAUGGCCAUUGCUUCACAGCUGUUCACUUGCAGUUGUUUGUUUAACAAAAAUAUGGAGGAAACAAAAACGCCUUGUUGUGUUAGCUUGGCCGCUAUUGGCUAAUGUGACCCGGAUCUAUAAGGAGACUCGACAAUUACUCACUUUUUCUCCCAGCUCGUAACAUGGAGUCAGAGUGCUUUCUGUGCCGUCACAGAUGUAGGGAGAUGGUACAAGUUAACCUAGAUACAGUUAAUAUUGGUUAGGAUAUGUAUUUUUCUGGCCAGAAUGAUAGAAUACUGCUUAUUAGCUAUGUUUGGGUCCACGGCAGGGAUGCAGUACAUUCUCUUAUCUGUAACUGACUAAUAGCAAUGAUGUAACAUCCUUUUAUUUGUCAUUUACCAGCACAUCCAAACCUUAGCAUCGGCCAACUGUAUUUCUGAUUACCUUUCUCGUUUAGAUUCUGAUGCAGUAGUUUUUGUAUUGGUAUUUCAGUGUGUGCAGUUUGAGCCUUUGAUUUCCAGUCAAUGGGGGAAAUUCAAAGGCUGCAGUAAGUUAAAGAAUGUUUGUAAGGCCUGCGUAUAGAGGUGCUGAAAAAUGACAGGUUAUCAGUGAUUUUGCAUUUCAGUCCAGAAGUUGUAUAUAGAACAUUUAUGAUGAGGGUAGUCAACCUAUCAUAAAAACCUCAGCAUGGAAACUGAUAGCAAAUAAGAAAAAACAUUUUCUCCUCAUAAAUGUGGACCGUGGUAUUUCGCUAGGCGCUUACUGUUGUGGUCCUCUGUAGCUCAAUUGGUAGAGCAUGGCGCUUGUAACGCCAGGGUAGUGGGUUCGAUCCCCGGGACCACCCAUACGUAAAAAUGUAUGCGCACAUGACUGUAAGUCGCUUUGGAUAAAAGCGUCUGCUAAAUGGCAUAUUAUUACCUGAAACUCUUUAUGAUAUUGUCGUAUAAUAUCAUACUGCUGAUAAGAUUCUAUGAGCAGCUACACUACAUUAUCUAUAUUACACUAGUAUGUGGACACCUGCUCGUCGAACGUAUCAUUCCAAAAUCAUGGGCAUUAAUAUGGAGUUGGUCCCCCCUUUGCUGCUAUAACAGCCUCCACUCUUCUGGGAAGGCUUUCCACUAGAUGUUGGAACAUUGCUGCGGGGACUUGCUUCCAUUCAGCCACAUGAGCAUUAGUGAGGUCGGGCACUGAAGUUGGGCGAUUAGACCUGGCUAGCAGUCGGCGUUCCAAUUCAUCUCAAAAGUGUUCGAUGGGGAUGAGGUCAGAGCUCUGUGCAGGCCAGUCAAGUUCUUCCACACCGAUCUCGACAAACAAUUUUUGUAUGGACCUCGCUUUGUGUGCGGGGGCAUUGUCAUGCUGAAACAGGAAAGGGCCUUCCCCAAACUGUUGCCACAAAGUUGGAAGCACAGAAUCGUCUAGAAUGUCAUUGUAUGCUGUGGUGGUGUCCACAUACUUUUGUAUAUAUAGUGUAUAUGAAAUGCCCUGGACCAGCUUUGUCAUUUCAAACCACACAAUGAUUAUAGAGUAUUGUGUGAUUUCAGAAUAUUGCUUUAAUUACAGAUCAUAUUUUAUAGAAAGGCUCUGAUGUUGAUAAUAUGUUAUUAUCAACAGGAAUGGGAUUUAAUAUAUCCUGUAUCUCCUGAGUCAAUGGCUGUGACAACUAUGCUGAUACAGACCGCAGCUUAUUAGCAUUACCGCUCCAACCCGCUGACCUGCAAUAUUGCCUCAGUUAGAGGAAGAUGACAAUUCCCUAAAUGGAAAAUGAUGUGUGUGUGUGUGUGUGUGUGUGUAUGUGUGUGUGUGUAUGUGUAUGUGUGUGUAUGUGUGUGUGUGUGUAUGUGUGUGUGGGUAUGUGCGUGCGUGUGCGUGCAUGUGCGUCUAUGUGCAUGCUUCAGAGAUGGGCUCGGACCUAUACGGAAGGGCGAAGGGCAUCGCCAUGAGCGACCUCAUCACCACGGUGACACCGGAGAAAAAGGUGGAGGAGAGGAAGGCGGAGGAGGAGGUGGAAGUAGAGGAGGAGGUGGAGGAGGAGGAGGAGGAGGAGGAGGAGGUGGAGGAGGAGGAGGAGGAGGUGGAGGUGGAGGAGGAGGAGGUGGAGGAUGAGACCACGAAAGCCACCGAGAUCUCUCAGCCAAGUCCAACCUCUCCCAUUCGACAUGACACCAAGGUAUAGUUCUCCACACCCAAUCAAAUAUCUCAGUUCUCAGCCCACCCCUGAGCGCAUUCUAUAAUACAUUCAAACAAAUUCCUCUGAGUGCCCAGACUGAAAAUGAAAGCUGUUUAUUGCCGGAGCCAAGAGUCGAAACUAGCUAGCGUCAGCCAGAGCUAUUCUGUCAGACAGACUAGAGCCAGAUAGCCUUUCUCCUUUUAAGGUAACGAAGCAGCACAAAUCUCAUUGUCUGGGGAUUCCACCCUGUGCUUUCACGCUCUGCCACUCUCUCUAUCAGGUAGGUAGGUCCCUGAUAACUCACUAAUGGAGAUCUGACCUGAACCUUCUCUACUCAGGCAGGGCCAGACUAUUUGAAAUGUAGAAAUAAAAAUGGCUUUUUUAGAUGUACUGUUCAUUCAGUGUGCAAAUUGAUGACAAGGAGCUUAAACUGAAUGAACUUUGGCAGAUGUAAUGUCUGUAGUUACUAGUUACCUAGGAUAAGCGUUCUUAGUAGAAACCAAAGGGCAAACUACUAACAUUAAUUGAAUAUGUGAUGAACAUUUAUAAGGCGGUAGAUCGACCUCAAGCUGGUGGAGUCAUCAGUAAUGUAUGUUAAUGGUAUUAUGUUGACAUAGGUCAUCCGAAUAUUGUUUUAAUGCAUUUCCUGUUGUUGUUUUUUUACCCCGAAAAAAAAAAAGUUUUCUGUCACUACUUUGUUCAACCACUUUGCUAAUGGCUAAUGUUUAGGUAAAUAUGAGUUGUGGGAAAUGCUCGACCCUAACAACCACAGUUGUCUUUCUCCUCACGCUUUUCCAUUGGAUGUUCUAUUGUUGUGUUGCUACUAAACAGACCGAACUGACAGACACUGGGGUCGAUGGUGAACUGACAGCCACUGGGGUCGAUGGUGAACUGACAGACACUGAGGUUUGUAACAUGGGUAGUCACUAGUCACCUCAACUCUCAUCUCUUCUUCUAGAAGUCUUACGUUCUUUAGUUUCACAUUUCUAUUUCAACAAUAUCGGAUGUUAUUUGAUAGUUCCUCUUAUAAGCUAUAACCUGUGUUGUAUUCCGGUUUUGAUAUCAAACUCCCUCUCUGUGCUUCCCCUGCUGCCAGUCGGACCAGGAGGAUGAAUCCGAGUUAAAGACACAGGUAUACCAACUAAAGUAUGGCGCAUUAACACGCAUUAACACUCAUUUCAUCCACAGUUGUGAACCUGGGAUUCAACCUGUGAACCUGGGAUUCAAAAUCACUGUAGGCUGCACAAUCAACACCUGCAAUCUACGAGGAGAUAUAGAUUUGACAUGCAAUAAAAUCUAAAUAACUGUCAUUUUCUUUCCAGAACAGUUCCAUAAGGUGAAUAAAGGGGGAGAAUGUGUUUGUCAGACAUAGUGUGCUAAUGUUGGAGGUUGGUACUGUAUGGAGCAGCAGACUAGUGCGUGGUAGGGACUUUUGCUCAAGGACUUGGUUUGGACAGUAACAGCAUGAGGGGUUUCAAACAGGUAGUUGUUAUAACUGACAGGUAGUUGUUAUAACUGACAGGUAGUUGUUAUAACAAACAGGUAGUUGUUAUAACUGACAGGUAGUUGUUUUAACUGACAGGAAGUUGUUAUAACUGACAGGAAGUUGUUAUAACAAACAGGUAGUUGUUAUAACUGACAGGUAGUUGUUAUAACUGACAGGUAGUUGUUAUAACUGACAGGUAGUUGUUAUAACUGACAGGUAGUUGUUAUAACAGACAGGUAGUUGUUAUAACUGACAGGUAGUUGUUAUAACUGACAGGUAGUUGUUAUAACUGACAGGUAGUUGUUAUAACUGACAGGUAGUUGUUAUAACUGACAGGUAGUUGUUAUAACACAGGUAGUUGUUAUAACUGACAGGUAGUUGUUAUAACUGACAGGUAGUUGUUAUAACUGACAGGUAGUUGUUAUAACUGACAGGUAGUUGUUAUAACUGACAGGUAGUUGUUAUAACUGACAGGUAGUUGUUAUAACUGACAGGUAGUUGUUAUAACUGACAGGUAGUUGUUAUAACUGACAGGUAGUUGUUAUAACAAACAGGUAGUUGUUAUAACUGACAGGUAGUUGUUAUAACUGACAGGUAGUUGUUAUAACAAACAGGUAGUUGUUAUAACUGACAGGAAGUUGUUAUAACAAACAGGUAGUUGUUAUAACUGACAGGUAGUUGUUAUAACUGACAGGUAGUUGUGUUAUAACUGACAGGUAGUUGUUAUAACAAACAGGUAGUUGUUAUAACUGACAGGUAGUUGUUAUAACUGACAGGUAGUUGUUAUAACUGACAGGUAGUUGUUAUAACGACAGGUAGUUGUUAUAACUGACAGGUAGUUGUUAUAACUGACAGGUAGUUGUUAUAACUGACAGGUAGUUGUUAUAACAAACAGGUAGUUGUUAUAACUGACAGGUAGUUGUUAUAACUGACAGGUAGUUGUUAUAACAAACAGGUAGUUGUUAUAACUGACAGGUAGUUGUUAUAACAAACAGGUAGUUGUUAUAACGACAGGUAGUUGUUAUAACUGACAGGUGUGUUAUAACUGACGGUAUGUUAUAACAAACAGGUAGUUGUUAUAACUGACAGGUAGUUGUUAUAACUGACAGGUAGUUGUUAUAACUGACAGGAAGUUGUUAUAACAAACAGGUAGUUGUUAUAACUGACAGGUAGUUGUUAUAACUGACAGGUAGUUGUUAUAACUGACCAGUAGUUGUUAAAAAGUAGUUGUUAUAACUGACAGGUAGUUGUUAUAACAAACAGGUAGUUGUUAUAACUGACAGGUAGUUGUUAUAACUGAUAGGAAGUUGUUAUAACUGACAGGUAGUUGUUAUAACAAACAGGUAGUUGUUAUAACCGAUAUAGUACACAAACCCAACCAUAGUUUUUACUAAUGAUAAUAACAUGUUGUUUUGAACUAAUAUUGUCCAAUGUUGAUUCAUUAACAUACUUUUAUUUGUGGAAUUUGUUCUAUUGAUGUAAUAUAUACUGUAUUAACAGGAUAUGCCAGGUGGGAGUUAUUGCUAGAUAGAGAGUAAGAUGAUGUUGAGUUCUAUUGAUGUCUAUGAAUGCCUCUUUAAAAGGGGUGAAUCCGAACUUCCACUUAGUCAUGCACUGAUGUCAAUGGGAGACUAAGUGAAAAUGUUACUUAAGUGACAGUUAGGAUUCGCCGCAAAAUGCAGAUAAUUCAGUAGAAAAGAGAGGUACAUGCAUUGCAGUGUUCUUUUGAAUGCAUGUCCUGCCUAUUUCGGAUAGAUUAUGACAUUAUAUAUUCAGCUCAUUACACUGCUGCUGUGAACAUAAUAUAAACAUACAUCAAAGUAAUGGACAUUACAUUUGUCAAUCUGUCACCACGACGAUACUUAGCCACGCUGCUUGAAUAGCAGCAUACAGCUGCAGAUCUGUAAUUUGUCUUACAACACACAGUGGAUUUUCUAUUGAAUUUGUAUUUCAGAACUCAUUCACUAUCUCAUUUUUUAAUUGUUUUUUAGCUUGCGUUUUAGCGUCCAGUAGCAUUUUUGUUUUCCAUAUAAUUUUUUUCCCAGUAUUUUUUUAUACAUGGACAUACAACAUAUUAUACAAUCUUUAACAACAUGACACAAGACUGCUAUAUUGACUUGAAAUACAUACACAUGUAACAUUUACACCCUAACAGUAACUAACCUCAACAGUAACUAACCCUAACAGUAACUAACCCUAACAGUAACUAACACCAACAGUAACUGACCCUAACAGUAACUAACCUCAACAGUAACUGACCCUAACAGUAACUGACCCUAACAGUAACUGACCCUAACAGUAACUGACCCUAACAGUAACUCACCCUAACAGUAACUAACCCCAACAGUAACUGACCCUAACAGUAACUGACCCUAACAGUAACUAACCUGAACAGUAACUAACCCUAACAGUAACUAACACCAACGGUAACUGACCCUAACAGUAACUAACACCAACGGUAACUGACCCUAACAGUAACUAACCCUAACAGUAACUGACCCUAACAGUAACUGACCCUAACCCUAACGGUAACUAACCCUAACGGUAACUAAACCUAACGGUAACUAACCCUAAUAGUAACUGACCCUAACAGUAACUGACCCUAACUAACCCUAAUAGUAACUGACCCUAACAGUAACUGACCCUAAUAGUAACUAACCCUAACAGUAACUAACCCCAACAGUAACUGACCCUAACAGUAACUGACCCUAACAGUAACUAACACCAACAGUUACUAACCCCAACAGUAACUGACCCUAACAGUAACUGACCCUAACAGUAACUAACACCAACAGUAACUAACCCCAACAGUAACUGACCCCAACAGUAACUGACCCUAAUAGUAACUGACCCUAACAGUAACUGACCCUAAUAGUAACUAACCCCAACAGUAACUAACCCCAACAGUAACUCACCCUAAUAGUAACUGACCCUAACAGUAACUGACCCUAACAGUAACUGACCCUAACAGUAACUAACCCCAACAGUAACUGACCCUAACAGUAACUCACCUCAACAGUAACUGACCCUAACAGUAACUAACCUCAACAGUAACUGACCCUAACAGUAACUGACCCUAACAGUAACUGACCCUAACAGUAACUGACCCUAAUAGUAACUAACCUCAACAGUAACUGGCCCUAACAGUAACUGACCCUAACAGUAACUGACCCUAACAGUAACUAACCCCAACAGUAACUGACCCUAACAGUAACUCACCCUAACAGUAACUGACCCUAACAGUAACUGACCCUAAUAGUAACUAACCUCAACAGUAACUGACCCCAACAGUAACUGACCCUAACAGUAACUGACCCUAAUAGUAACUAACCCCAACAGUAACUGACCCUAACAGUAACUGACCCUAAUAGUAACUAACCCCAACAGUAACUGACCCUAACAGUAACUGACCCUAACAGUAACUGACCCUAACAGUAACUGACCCUAACAGUAACUAACCUCAACAGUAACUGACCCUAACAGUAACUACCCCAACAGUAACUAACCCCAACAGUAACUGACCCUAACAGUAACUAACCUCAACAGUAACUAACCCCAACAGUAACUAACCCCAACAGUAACUGACCCUAACAGUAACUAACCUCAACAGUAACUAACCCCAACAGUAACUAACCUCAACAGUAACUAACCCCAACAGUAACUGACCCUAACAGUAACUGACCCUAACAGUAACUACCCCAACAGUAACUAACCCCAACAGUAACUGACCCUAACAGUAACUAACCUCAACAGUAACUAACCCCAACAGUAACUAACCCCAACAGUAACUAACCUCAACAGUAACUAACCCCAACAGUAACUGACCCUAACAGUAACUAACCUCAACAGUAACUAACCCCAACAGUAACUGACCCUAACAGUAACUGACCCUAACAGUAACUAACCCCAACAGUAACUAACCCCAACAGUAACUGACCCUAACAGUAACUAACCCCAACAGUAACUGACCCUAACAGUAGCAGUAGUGUAUCAUUAUCAGUAAGAUGACUUAUCCUCCUCUUGUUGCUUCUCAGGACACAGUGGGCACCCCGGAGGAGCUGUUGAAACACGCGACCAACAUCAGUGAGCUCAAGAGGUCAUUCUUGGAGACGGGUGCCGACACGGCUGGCCUUACCGAAUGGGAGAAGAGGCUGUCCUCGUCCCCCCUGCGCUCGCCGCGCCUCGACGAGGCACCCAUGAUCGAACCCCUGGAACUCGACGAGGUACCGGUAAGUUCACUGUCAAUGGGACUGAAUGGAGGGGGGCAUCCACAUACCUUUUAGAGGCCCCUCAAUUCUUUAUAAAACAUUUAAGAGAACCUCACUGGGUGAAGCCACCAGAUUCCAGUGGUGGCCAGUGUGCAGGUUUUUGUUCCAUCCCUGCUCUAACACCUGAUUCUACUAAUCUUCUGCUCAUUAGCUCCUUGAUAAGCUGAAUUAGGUUUUAAAAAAAACUGCUGGAUGUACAAACACUACCCUGAUCUAAAGAGAAAUAACAUCUUCGCUUUUGAUAGGCUAUGAUUUGAAGGUUGAGAUGUGUCUGCUGCAGUGUGAGCUCAGGUUGUUUAGGGGGAAAGAGAUUAAUGAGAUCCCUUCUCUCCAGUCAAGUCUCAGGAGACUGGGGCCUCUACUGCCUCCCUUUGAAAAUCUGCUCAAUAAUCCAUGCAAGUGGAGGAGGGUGCUUAACACCCCGCUACUGUAGAUAGAGGGACAGAUGUUAUGAAAGAAUCGCUGCCUCAUUAUAACAUGUGAAACCUACCUUUCCUUCUCCAGUGCUAUUUUAAAAUAGUUACCAAGCAUCAACCUGUUUUUCAAUGGAAGUUAAGCCACUGUAAAAGGAAGUGAUUCCGAUGCGGCUCCUUGAUGAAGCCAAAAAGUGUAAGCUACAAUAUCCGACCGUUGAAGCCAAAAGUAGAUAAAAGGAGCCAGCAUUGAAAGGACCAGGGUACAAUUUACAGCGUGACAUCAGAAUAGGGCUUGAUUGAUUUGUAGCAGCCUGGCCAGUGACUGAGUAAUAAAUCCUUGUGCUGUAACCUUGCCAAAUGGAGGUGGGAGGGAGAGACAGAAGGAAGCCAUUGGAAACAUCCGUCUCGGCUAAGCAUUUUAGUUUGCUAAAAUAAUCCCCCCUAUAGCUAUGGAAAAGCAUGCAGAGACUUCAAAAGAGAGAGGGGGUUAGGGAGAAGAAACCCUGCUCUCUUUUACAUGGAGUGUGUGUGUGUGUGUGUGUGUGUGUGUGUGUGUGUGUGUGUGUGUGUGUGUGUGUGUGUGUGUGUGUGUGUGUGUGUGUGUGUGUGUGUGUGUGUGUGUGUGUGUGUGUGUGUGUGUGUGUGUGUGUGUGUGUGUGUGUGUGUGUGUGUGUGUGUGUGUGUGUGUGAACAUCAAGCAGUCGGGAGAAUGGCAAUGAUGAUGUAACCAGGGAAAGGGGAUUUUUGAUUCAUUAAUGUAGCAGCGACGACGCCAUAUUUCAGCCGGUAUUUAUUUUUAUGACUGUUGGGAUGUGAUUAAAGUAAGUGUGGAAAGGAGCCAGUUUACCCCUCAGCCGAGUCUUGCUACCUUGUUUCAUUCUUUACUUGUGAGCUACUGGAAGAAGAGGGACUGUGUCUGCGCUCGGCAGAGAACGUUGUCAUUCAUUCAGACCCAUAUCUCUGUUAUCAACCCCACAGUGUGACUACGUUUGGAGAGAUCCCGUCGUCACACGCUGGUGAAAUCUCAUACCUCACACACUCUUAUCAAACACAAUGAGUAAAUAUCACACACACUCUUAUCAAACACAAUGAGUAAAUAUCACACACACUCUUAUCAAACACAAUGAGUAAAUAUCACACACACUCUUAGAGAAAGAGGAGAUGAGAGAGGGGAUGAGAGAGGGGAUGAGAGAGGGGAUGAGAGAGGGGAUGAGAGAGGGGAAAGAGGGGAUGAGAGAGAGGAUGAGAGAGAGGAUGAGAGAGAGGAUGAGAGAGGGAGAAGAGGAGGAUGAGAGAGAUGAGAGAGGAUGAAGAGGGGAUGAGAGAGGAUGAGAGAGGGGAUGAGAGAGAGGAUGAGAGAGGGAUGAGAGGGGAGGGGAUAGAGAGGAUGAGAGGAUGAGAGAGGGAUGAUAGAGGGAUGAGAGGGGAGAGAGAGGGGAUGAGGAGGGGCUGAUAGAGCGUUUGAGGGGAUUGGCUCUUUGCCUGCGGAGGGUUGCGAGAGGUGGGAGAGCCUGCGGUAGUGGCUGAGGAGUGGUGAGAGAGGGAGAGAGGGGAUGAGAGAGGGGAUGAGCGGGGCUGAGGCGCGGGGCUGGCUGGAGGGGAUGAGAGGGGGAUGAGAUGCGAGGAGCGCUGGGGCUGCGGGGGGUGAGAGAGGGGUGGAGGGGGGGGAUGCGGGGGGAGGAGGGGAUGCGAGGGGGGGGGGCUGGCGAGGGGCUGAAGAGGGGAUGCGCGCGCGGGAUUGGGAGGGUGCCGGGGCUUGACUGAGAGGCUGAGAGGGGGAUGAAGAGAGGAUGAGGAGGGGAUGAGAUAGGAUGACGCGCGGGAUGAGAGAGUGGGAUGAGAGGGGGCUGCGAGAGGGGUAGGAGAGGGAUGAAAGAGGGGAUGAGAGAGGGGAUGAGAGAGAGGAUGAGAGAGGGGAUGAGAGAGGGGAUGAAAGAGGGGAUGAGAGAGGGGAUGAGAGAGGGGAUGAGAGAGAGGAUUAGAGAGGGGACGAGAGAGGGGACGAGAGAGGGGACGAGAGAGGGGAUGAGAGAGAGGAUGAGAGAGGGGAUGAGAGAGGGGAUGAGAGAGGGGAUGAGAGUGCCAUGGCUGCAGGUGGUAGCGUUGAGGAGGAGAUCAAGCCUUGUGGAUACUAAGACUACUGUGGUAGGUAGCCAAGCUGUCACUACACAGUAUCUGUUGGUUCAGGUAUCUCUGUGUGAUUAGAAAACCUUAGUCUCUGCUGCUUGGAUAGAUUAGAGGCGGCUACGCCAAUGAAUUAUUGACGAGUCUUACACAUUUAACCUAAGAUCCAUUUGGGAGUGUAGGACUAGUUCCUAUCCAGCAAACCGAAAUUGGUUCUGUGAAAGUCCCCAGAACAUUUGUUAGGUCACAGCAAAUGUUCUCAUAACCCAAAAACUGUCCAGUCGUGCUGAUGAUUAUAGAAUGUUUGUAUAAAACAUUUGCCUGAUGUUCCAAGAACGUUCCUAGAAAACAUUUAGUCUGUUCUUUAAAGGUUCCCAGAAUGUUUCUGGGAACAGUCUGGUCUGAACAUUGUGGGGACAUUACUAGAAACAUUACUGGUAUAUUGUGUUAUUACAUUACCUGGAAACCUAAUGAGAACUUUUGGGGAAUGUUCUGUGAUCGAUGUUACAGAUGUUGUGCACAACAUUUUAGUGAAUGUUAGGAGAACAUUCAAAGGACAUUUCAUAAAAAUAUAAAAAUAAGGAAAGAAAUAGAUUUUGUUAUCAAAAAUAUAAUUUGAAAUUGUUGGGAUGUUAUCAUCCUAAUGUUGAAUAAAACCCUAACUAGAAGUUAAUGGGAAUCUUCGCUAAUAUUUUGGGGAAUGUUCCCGGUUUGCUGGGUAUGUUAUUCAUUGUCAGCAGUGGAUGACAAUGUGACUAAUUUGACCCUGUAUGUAGGUCUACUGUAAAUUAGCAAUACGGAGAGACCGGUUUUAACAAUACACUAUUAACUAAGAACUGUGACCAAAAGUAUGUGGACACCUGCUCGUCGAACAUCUCAUUCCAAAAUCAUGGGCAUUAAUAUGGAGUUGGUCCACUCUUUCCUCCUAUAACAGUCUCCACUCCUCUGGGAAGACUUUCCGCUAGAUGUUAGAACGUUGCUGCGGGGACUUGCUCCUAGACAUUUCCACUUCACAAUAACAGCACUUACAGUUGACUGGGGCAGCUGUAGCAGGGCCGAAAUUUGAAAUCCUAUGACGGUGCCACGUUUAAAGUCACUGAGCGCUUCAGUAAGGCCAUUCUACUGCCAAUGUUUGUCUAUGUCGAUUGCAUGGCUGUGUGCGAUUGUAAAAAAAAAUCAUACUGGCCCCCCGUGGGAAUCGAACCCACAACCCUGGCGUUGCAAACGCCAUGCUCUACCAACUGAGCUACAUCCCCUACCAACUGAGAUACAUCCCCAUUUGAAGGGGUGUCCACAUACUUUUGCAUAUAGUGUAUAAGUUGCUGUCUAUGUUCUAUGUUCCUUCAAGUCUAAAGUUGGUUCCUUAUUGCUCUUAGUUGGACUGCCAUUGGAAGUCCUACUCCCCCAUUGAACUGGCUAACCCCAGUCUUUGUAUGUAUCUUGUAUGUAGGACUCUGACGGGUGGGUAAUAGUAAGCAAAGUCCCUCCUAAGGUAGCCGAAAAGAAAAACAUUGUCAACUAUAAAGUUAUGGCCGUCGAUAACGCUGUGGCUGAAGGAGCGCUCGCCGGUGCCAGUGGUGGCGUAGUCAUCAAGGAGUUUGGCAAACCAUACGAGAGCUUCAGCCGUGAACUCACGUCCAAGACUGAGGAGAUGGGAGAGAAGACCUACACCCUGGGCAAGUCCUACGACACCAUGUCAGGCAAGAUCGUCACCAUGACGACGCGGGCCAAAGAUGGUGGGGAGGCGGCGGCGGCCGCUCCGACGGUGUUCUCCAGGGAGCUGAAGAGGGCUGCGGACCAAUCCACCACCACAGUGAAGAUCAUCCCGGUGUCGACUGAGUACGAUAAGCCAGUGUCGGUCCACUCGACUCUCCCGCCCCUAGAGGGAAUCGGACCCCCAAUGAUCACCAUCCAGGAGGCCAGGACCCCCUCUCCAUCUGAGGGAAUGGGACCCUCCAUGAUCACCAUCCAGGAGGCCAGGAUGCCCUCUCCAUCCGAGCCCAGCGACAGUGGCCUGGGCCUGGGCGCCAUGCGGACCGUGGUGUCCAUCCGCUCCAGCCAGGACAUCAGUGAUGCCGCGAGAGCAGACAGCAGGAAGCAGCUGAGGGAGACUUUUCUCCUGGGAGACAGGAGCACCACCCCUGUUGCGCCUCACACACCCCUCUCGCCACGCUCCCCAAUGGCCAAGUCCCCAAAGGCCAAGUCCCCCAUGACGAUGCCCAAGCCUCCAAUGGCCGACCUGCGUCUGAGCCCCGGCCCUGUGUCCUAUCUAUCCAGAACCCCAUCGCCCUCCAAAGUGGUAGGAUGAUAUGACACCCCCCCCCAAAAGCCUGAAACCCCUUUCCCCCCUUUCCCCCCAUUCCCCCCUCUCCCUAUCCCCCCACUUUAUCCUCAAGCUACUUCCGCCCCAGCCUGUCUGGUUGUCUUAUCCACUGCAACAAGGCUGGACCCGGCGCUGUUUUGCACUCAACUGAAUGUUCAUGGGAAUUGCUUGGGAUUUUCAUUCUAUAGUUUGCUCUGUUUAGUUGAACACAAAUCCCUUAGCCACGGUAUUUGGUGUCAUUUGUUCACUGCUUUCCGAAGCAAAACUUGCUGCUCCAUGGGCACUGGCAAUUGUUUACCCCUUUUAUUUCGAUUUGUAAAUUAAAAUAAUCGUGUUUUGUUUUAAGCUGAUCCCCAUGCUACUAGCCACACCAAAUGAAUGCUUUACACUUUGGCUUAUUGUAUGGUAUACUAUGGUUGGUAUGCCACUGACUGCUUCAGCCCUGCCGCUUUUAUUUUGACUUUCCUGGGUUUGCGCUCUCUGAACUCUCUGCAGCUUGAUCUGAGAUGAUAAUAUGGGCCCUAUUCAUAAGAGGAGACCCUCCGACACACAAGACACUCUCUUGUCUGUCUCACCUAUUGCCUUUGUGACUAACAUUCUCAAGAGAAAAAAACCUCUAGUUCAGUGAUUGACAUGUCACAGGAUGGUGUUUCUACCUAUGUGCUCUGUAAAAGAAAUGCAUUGUCUGCAUAUUAUAGCAUACAAACUGGAUUAAAAUAGUUGGAAACCAAUUUGAUAAAACCUUUUUAAUUCUUGCAUUGUCUUAUAGAAGUUGAUCACUUUAAACCAUGGAUAUCACUCUAGGUUGUGAUUGAUGGAAUACCUUUUGAAUACCUUAGAAUAAAAUUGUACAAACCCAAUUUUCUCAAACCCAAUCUUCUAAAAUGACCUUUCUUAGCGAUCAAUCAUCACCUCAAUGCUCUUAUGAAUAAUCCCCACCAACCCCCGUCCCCUGAGCUUGUGUCUGGGCAUUGUGUGAAAGACCUGUCUAUUUGUCUCUCCUCCUUCCUAUCUAACUGUGUGUGUGUUUCUCUUCUACUCCUGUGUGUCUAUGUGUGUUGACUCUCCCCAUCUCUCUGUCUGCUCAGCCUAAGCCCACCUUUGAGGAGAUGUCCCCGGAGCUCACCGCUCUCUUACAGUCGGCCAGAGAUCAGACCAGCACGCGGGGUUGGACUGCCUCGCCUGCCUAUAGUCAGGCCCUGUUCAAGGUGGCCUCUUAUACCAUAUGGAUAAUAUACAACUCAACAAACGGGAUGAUAGCAGUUGUAGUGCAUGCAUAUCUCCGUUUUUUAAAUUAUUAUUUAACCUUUUAUACAGGUUAUUCUCAUUGAGAUAACAUCUCUUUUGCAAAAGACCUGUUUAGUAUCUGUACUGUUUGUCCCUGAUGUGUUGUCCUUGUUGUUGAGGAAAUGUUGUCGCUGUAGCCACUGUGUUGUCUGUCAGGCUUUUCUGUCCCCUGUCCAUCCGUCCGUCCUUCCUGCCGGCCAAUAAAACAGUGGACAGGUUUAUGAGGAGGAUUUUUUUGUCUAGACAAAGGCACCACAUGGUCCUUGAGCCUUAUUAACCUCUUAAGGAUCGGACCCUUUUUUUUAAAUUUAGCCUAAAAUGACAUACCCAAAUCUAACUGCCUGUAGCUCAGGACCUGAAGCAAGGAUAUGCAUAUUCUUGAUACCAUUUGAAAGGAAACACUUUGAAAUUAGUGGAAAUGUGAAAUUAAUGUAGGAGAAUAUAACACAUUAGAUCUGGUAAAAGAUAAUACAAACCAAAAAACUUGUCUUUGAAAUACAAGAGAAAGGCCACAAUAUAAUAUUGCACUUUAGGCGCAAUUUAGAUUUUGGCCACUAGAUGGCAGCAGCGUGUGUGCAAAGUUUCAGAUUGAUCCAGUGAAGCAUUGCAAUACUGGACUAUUUUGUAUCAAGCCUGCCCAAAUGUGCCAAAUUGGUUAAUUUAUACAUUUUCAAGUACAUAACUAUAGAGAGCAUACAAAAAUGAAAUGGUAAUACAAAAUGUAAGUUUACACACUCUCAGGAAUGUCAUACAUGAUGGAUCAUUAGCUAAUACACUAACUUUCACACAUCUAGAUGGCCGGGCGGGGUGGGUGUGGCGCCAGAGACAGCAGGGGUUCAAACUGUAGAACCCAGUUCCUACAUUUGAAUAUAAAAAUUGAUUUUAUCAAACAAAACUAUGCAAAAAAAAUUCUCUGGGACCAUUAGGAUGACAAAUGAGAGCAAGAUUACUGAAUGUAUCAAACCAGUUGCCAUGAUAAGUUUUUGUUGUUGUUGUGCACUCUCCUCAAACAAUAGCAUGCUAUUUGUUCACUGUAAUAGCUACUGUAAAUUGGACAGUGCAGUUAGAUUAACACUCAUUUAAGCUUUCUGCCCAUAUAAGACAUGUCUAUGUCCUGGAAAGUUUGCUGUUACUUACAACAGUCAUGCUAAUCACAUUAGCGCACGUUAGCUCAACCGUCCCGGGACACCAAUCCCGUAGAGGUUAAGGAGGAAUAUGAGAGCGUUACCCACCCGGCAUAUUUGAUUUUGCAACCCUACUUCACCUUUAGGUAAUUUCGAUAACUCAAAGUGGGGAACAAAGUGGUCAUCCAAUGUACACCAUGUUAAAUGAUUUAUACAUGCAUUCAAAAAGAUCACAUCGGUACUAACAUAUGAAGUAACCCUUCCCUACUGUAUGAAAGUAGAUUCUAGGUUGUCCACCCACUCUGCCCAGAGUGGGUGAAAACUUGCUAUGGUGAUGAAAUUUCACUUCCUUAUGAUCUAAAAUACAUUUUACCAAGACAAAUAUAAUUAUUCAUGUUCUGAAUUGUUCUGUGGGGACUUUCUCUAACAUAUCAUUAACAUUAUAUGAAAAAAGUUGGAUUUAGUAACCUAAAACAUCCAAUAAUAAGCACCGAGCUCUGUUGACAUAGAGGUGCAGGUUUCUUAUAAAAACUUUUGUAUUUUGUGGUCUUCGUCUUCAAAGUUGUUUCCAAGGGUCGCAAAAAGCUAAAUUAGCAUGACACAAGCUGAAUUACAGUGGCUUGUCAAAGUAUUCAUCCCUCUUGGCAUUUUUCCUAUUUUGUUGCCUUACAAACCUUGAUUUUUGGGGGGUUUGUAUCAUUUGAUUUACACAACAUGCCUACCACUUUGAAGAUGCAAAAUAAAAAAAUGUGUGAAACAAACAAGAAAUAAAACAAAAAAACUGAACUUGAGCGUGCAUAACUAUUCACCCCCCCCCCCCCCCCCCCCCAAAGUCAAUACUUUGUAGAGCCAGCUUUUGCAGCAAUUACAGCUGCAAGUCUCUUGGGGUAUGUCUCUAUAAGCUUGGUACAUCUAGCCACUGGGAUUUUUGCCCAUUCUUCAAGGCAAAACUGCUCCAGCUCCAUCAAGUUGGAUGGUUUCCGCUGGUGUACAGCAAUCUUUAAGUCAUACCACAGAUUCUCAAUUGGAUUGAGGUCUGGGCUUUGACUAGGCCAUUCCAAGACAUUUAAAUGUUUCCCCUUAAACCACUUGAGUGUUGCUUUAGCAGUAUGCUUAGGGUCAUUGUCCUGCUGGAAGGUGAACCUCCGUCCUAGUCUCAAAUCUCUGGAAGACUGAAACAGGUUUCCCUCAAGAAUUUCCCAGUAUUUAGCGCCAUCCAUCAUUCCUUCAAUUCUGACAGUCCCUGCCGAUGAAAAACAUCCCACAGCAUGAUGCUGCCACCACCAUGCUUCACUGUGGGGAUGGUGUUCUCAGGGUGAUGAGAGGUGUUGGGUUUGCGCCAGAUAUAGCGUUUUCCUUGAUGGCCAAAAAGCUCAAUUUAUGUCUCAUCUGACCAGAGUACCUUUGCAGCUCCUUCAGGGUUAUCUUUGGUCUCUUUGUUGCCUCUCUGAUUAAUGCCCUCCUUGCCUGGUCCAUGAGUUUUGGUGGGCUGCCCUCUCUUGGCAGGUUUGUAAUGGAUUUAAUGGUGCUCCGUCGGACUUAAAAAGGCAUCUGUACUUCUGAUCUGUACUUCUCCACAACUUUGUCCCUGACCUGUUUGGAGAGCUCCUUGGUGUUCAUGGUGCCGCUUGCUUGGUGGUGCCCCUUGCUUAGCGAUGUUGCAGACUCUGGGGCCUUUCAGAACAGGUGUAUAUAUACUGAGAUCAUGUGACAGAUCAUGUGACACUUAGAUUGCACACAGGUGGACUUUAUUUAACUAAUUAUGUGACUUCUGAAGUUAAUUGGUUGCACCAGAUCUUAUUUAGGGGCUUCAUAGCAAAUGGGCUGAAUACAUAUGCACGCACCACUUUUCCGUUAUUUAUAUUUUAGCAUUUUUUGAAACAAGUUAUUUUUUUCAUUUCACUUCACCAAUUUGGAUUAUUUUGUGUAUGUCCAUUACAUGAAAUCCAAAUAAAAAUCCAUUUAAAUUACAGGUUGUAAUGCAACUAAAUAGGAAAAACGCCAAGGGGGGUGAAUACUUUUGCAAGGCACUUUAGUCACCCUAAUCUUGGCCACCGUACAACGGUUAAAACACCAAUAACUAUUGAACAGAUUAUGGUAGAGACAUAAGGUUUGGACCAUUGGUUUGCUUAGAGGAUUGUCUACACAAUUAAUUAUUAUUAAGUAUUUUACCCAUUGGUCAAAAGAUGCGUUUUUGAUUGGGCACCUUACAGAUUGAUGCUAAUUUGCCAUCUGCUUCCAUAAUACUGUAGAUUCACUCCAUAUUGAAGUGCAGGCCGGUUCAAGAAGACUGUUGGUGACAACUUGUUUGUUUCCUAGACAACAGAGAAGGUGGAGCGGUUCAUGCUGCAGACAGAGGUGGUAUCAUCCCAACAACAAGAAGACCAGGACCAGGAACAGCCUGAGCAGCAGCCGGCACAGCCAGAACAGCCUGACAACAUGGAGAACCAGGCAGAGCAGCAACCUGAGCAGGUAGAGACAGACUCACUGGAAGGGAUAGAGGACGAUAGGCCUCAGUCCGUGCUGCGCGUGCAUGAUGACCACUCUGACGACUCAGACACGCCAAGCGAGGCAAGUGACACUAGUGACGCCGCUAGCAUAGCCUCGGUGGGGCCGGCCCUGACUGCCGCAGCCCAGGCCGCCGUGGAAAAGGCUAUAGGGGCGGCGGUGAAGCAGGCGGAGGCCGAGAAGAAAACUCCAGCCCCAGGCUCGGGUGGAAGCCUAGGCCUGGGGCUGGACAGUCAGUCGGAGGGAGAGGAGUCAGCAGGGUCAUUCUCAGAGGAGGAGAAAGAGAACAGUCAGGACUGGAGAGGGCGCUUCGUGCCCCCCUCCUCCGUGCCCUCCUCCUCCGUGCCCUCCUCCUCCGUGCCCUCCUCCUCCGUGCCCUCCUCUCCUAUAGGAGCGUCCUGGCAGAGUCUCAGUGGGGAGGUUGCUGCUGCAAGGGCUCACUCAGAGGUAACACCCCAAAGAGCCCCAAAAUGUUCCAUAGUUGCCCCAUUCACCUGUAGUACCUCUUCAUAAGUGCUUCCCCUAAACUAUCCUUAACUGUCCUUCCCACUCGCCUGCAAUAGCAAUGGAAAAGCUACCCCCGUCUCACAUUCCUUAUUGCCCAUGCUACUUUGAAAAUGCUCAAUCUGUCGCAGUCUUGCCUUCCCAUUCCCCUGUAAUAUCACUCGAAAGAUACUCCCACAAUUAUCCCAAUCUUGGCCUCCCAUUAGCUAGUAUUACCAAUAAGCAGGAAGCACGCAAUUUAUCCCAAUCUUGGCCAUAUUACCACUGGAUAAGCUACCCAACUCCCCCAGUCCUGACCCUUCUCUUUACCAAUAGUAAGUAACAGUAGCCAUUAGAGCCUGUGGUGCUGUGUGUGCGGUGAUGUGCAGGUGAGGGAAAACACUGUUUCCUGUCCCUGUUUCUGCCCACUGGGUUUUCUAUUGGAAAUCAUUACCAUGGUCAGGCAGGCUGUACAUACAGUAAGCCUGAAAACUGUAGAAGAUUGCAUAGAGGGAGUUAUGUGUGUGUGUGUGUGUGUGUGCUAUGCAAGCCUGUGUUUGUUCUUACAGCGCCACUAUAAACGCUAUAAUAUUUCGACCUGCACAUGUACACAGUGUCAGUGGAAACGGUCCAUAUUUCUUCCUGACUUGUUGUUGCUUCAUUUCCCCAAUGUUGAAAUACACUGAGUGGACAAAACAUUAAGAACACCAUCCAAUAUUGAGUUGCACCCCCCCCUUUGCCGUCAGAACAGCCUCAAUUCGUCGGGGCAUGGAAUCUACAAGGUGUCGAAAGUGUUCCACAGGGCUGCUGGCCCAUGUUGAUUCCAAUGCUUCCCACAGUUGUGUCAAGUUGGCUGGAUGUUCUUUGGGUGGUGGACCAUUCUUGAUACAGACAGGAUACUGUUGAGUGUGAAAAACCCAGCAGCGUUGCAGUUCUUGACUCAAUCCGGUGUGCCUGGCACCUACUACCAUACCCCAUUCAAAGGCACUUCAAUCUUUUGUCUUGCCCAUUCACCCUCUGAAUGGCACACGUACACAAUCCAUGUCUCAAUUGUCUCAAGGUCUUAGAAAUCCUUCUUUAGCCUGUCUCCUCCCCUUCAUCUACACUGACUGAAGUAAGGGAUCAUAACUUUCACCUGGAUUCACCUGGUCUGUCUAUGUCAUGGAAAGAGCAAGUGUUCUUAAUGUUAUACUCAGGGUAGAUUACCUUUGUGGCAAUCAUGAGCAGCAAUUAAUUAAGAUGUUUUAUGGACACACGUCUAUGAGAAGCACAGAUUGAAUAGAUAGCGGUCUGUUGCAGGGUUAUUGUCUAUCAGUCCACAGACGUUUUCAAUUAUGUGGACCGUUUCAGUGAAAGGGAACAGGAAUUGUUUAUCAAUACAAUCCUGCCAGGUAGACCCAUUUGGCUUUCUCCUAAAUGAAUUAAUAUGCUUCCACAAUCCCAAAUAAGACUUACUCUGUGGUGAACUGUGAUGAAUUCUGAGUGAAGGGACCAGGAUGAUGCAUUUGAUUAGAUUCAUUGUGAUUAUUGUAUUGAUCUUCUAUCAGAGAGAGGACGCUCCUCAUGAAGUCCUUCAGUACUUUUCCUUUCCUUCUAUUUCUAUGACCUUUCAAUUCAUUAAUUGCUUGUGUCCUGUAUACAAUGUAAUAGUGUGCAUCCAAAUGCGAUGGCCUGUGUGUGUGGGUGUGUGUGUUGGGUGUGUGUGUGUGUGUCUGCAUAAAUAAAUAUAAGGGUGUAAUCUUAUUUUCUCUAUCUUUUCAUUUUCUCCUCUCUCUCUCUCUCUCUCUCUCUCUACUUACCUCUCUCUCUCUCUCUCCUCUCUCUCUUCUCCUCUCUCUCUUCUCUUCCCUCUAUCUCCCUCUCUCUCCUCUCUCUCCUCUCUACUCCUAUCUCCCCUCUCUAUCUCUCUCUCUCUCUCUCUAUUUCUCCUCUCUCUCCUCCCUCCCUCCUCUACUCUCCUCUCCCUCCUCUAUUUCUCCUCUCUAUUCUCUCUCUCUCUCUCUUUUCUCUCUCCUCCCCUCUCUCCUCUCUCCUCUAUCUCUCUCUCCCUUCUAUUUUCUCUCUUUCUCUCCUCCUCUCCUCUCUCUAUGUCUCUUCCUCAACUCUAUUUUCCUCUCUCUCUCUCAUUCUGUAAGUCUCCAGAGGCACCUUCAAGGGCAACGUGGUGGAGUUGACCAGGGGUCCUGUAAUACACACACUGAAAUCACAUUCAUGGGUAAGUCAACGCAGCUUCCGUCUCAUGCCUAUUUUAUUCUCUCCCCAGGAGUGUGUUGUUAGGGACACCAUGGACGGUUGAACCCAGUAAUCACACACAGAAAACCGACACACCAGCACUAAGUCCAAUAGUCCUCCUCAAUAGUCAGGCUUUAAUGUUAUGCCUAUUCGACCCUUCUCAUUUUCCUAUGUGAUCUUUGUUGCCGACCCCCCCACGCGGAGUUUUGAUGAGCGCACACAGAAACCGUCACUCUGUAGACCUAUAAUUGCAACAACAAUCACACGGGAAUUUACAUGCCUUCUUUAAGUCAAUUACUCCUCCUCCAUUGGUUUGGUUCCUUUUUGUUAGCCUUUAAUAUACCACCCGAUUCCCUCCAAUUGAUGAGCUGUUGUAGGCCAUUCGCUUUGUUCCAAGCCACUGAUCGCUGCAAUCUCUUGAGGGUAUGUGCUUGCUGAGGCAACUCAUCCCUGAGCCACUCUUAGGCAAACACCCAGCUUUCCUCAAGUAGUUCCGCUGGUUAGCAAAGUCAUCACAUCUCAUUGGCAUUAGGUCUGCGCUUUGACUAGGCCAUUCCAAGACAUUUGUUUCCCCUUAAACCACUUGAGUGUUGCUUUAGCAGUAUGCUUAGGGUCAUUGUGCUGCUGGAAGGUGAACCUCCAUCCUAGUCUCAAAUCUCUGGAAGACUGAAACAGGUUUCCCUCAAGAAUUUCCCAGUAUUUAGCGCCAUCCAUCAUUCCUUCAAUUCGGACAAGUUUCCCAGUCCCUGCCGAUGAAAAACAUCCCCACAGCAUGAUGCUGCCACCACCAUGCUUCACUGUGGGGAUGGUGUUCUCAGGGUGAUGAGAGGUGUUGGGUUUGCGCCAGACAUAGCGUUUUCCUUGAUGGCCAAAAAGCUCAAUUUUAGUCUCAUCUGACCAGAGUACCUUCUUCCAAAUGUUUGGGGAGUCUCCCACACGGCUUUUGGCAAACACCAAAUGUGUUUGCUUAUUUUUUUCUUUAAGCAAUUACUUUUUUCUGGCCACUCUUCCGUAAAGCCCAGCUCUGUGGAGUGUACGGCUUAAAGUGGUCCUAUGGACAGAUACUCCAAUCUCUGCUGUGGAGCUUUGCAGCUCCUUCAGGGUUAUCUUUGGUCUCUUUGUUGCCUCUCUGAUUAAUGCCCUCCUUGCCUGGUCCGUGAGUUUUGGUAGGCGGCCCUCUCUUGGCAGGUUUGUUGUGGUGCCAUAUUCUUUCCAUUUUUUAAUAAUGGAUUGAAUGGUGCUCUGUGGGAUGUUCAAUGUUUCUGAUAUUUUUUUAUAACACAACCCUAAUCUGUACUUCUCCACAACUUUGUCCCUGACCUGUUUGGAGAGCUCCUUGGUCUUUAUGGUGCCGCUUGCUUGGUGGUGCCCCUUGCUUAGUGGUGUUGCAGACUCUGGGGCCUUUCAGAACAGGUGUAUAUAUACUGAGAUCAUGUGACAUAUCAUGUGACACUUAUAUUGCACACAGGUGGACUUUAUUUAACUAAUUAUGUGACUUCUGAAGGUAAUUGGUUGCACCAGAUUUUAUUUAGGGGCUUCAUAUCAAAUGGGCUGAAUACAUAUGCAAGCACCACUUUUCCGUUAUUUAUUUUUAUGCAUUUUUUGAAACAAGUUAUUUUUUUCAUUUCACUUCACCAAUUUGGAUUAUUUUGUGUAUGUCCAUUACAUGAAAUCCAAAUAAAAAUCCAUUUAAAUUACAGGUUGUAAUGCAACAAAAUAGGAAAAACGCCAAGGGAGAUGAAUACUUUUGCAAGGCACUGUAGGAGCAAGUCCAUGUAAUGCUUUGUAGGUUAGCAGUAAAACCUUGAAAUCAGCCCUAGCCUUACCAGAGGCUAGCACUGGAGUAAUAUGAUCAAAUUUUUGGGUUCUAGUCAAGAUUCUAGCAGUUGUGUUUAGCACUAACUAAAUUUUAUUUAGUGCUUUAUCCGGGUAGCCGGAGAGUAGAGCAUUGCGGUAGUCUAAUCUAGAAGUGACAAAAGCACUGACUAGCUUUUCUGCAUCAUUCUUGGACAAAAAGUUUCUGAUUUUUACAAUGUUAUGAAGAUGGAAAAAAGCUGUUCCUUGAAAUAUUCUUGAUAUGUUUGUCAAAAGAGAGAUCAGGGUCCAGAGUAAUGCCGAGGUCCUUCACAGUUUUGUUUUAGACGACUGUAAAACCUUCAAGAUUAAUUGUCAGAUCCAACAGAAGAUCUCUUUGUUUCUGGAAAACGUACAAUUGAUUUGUCAGAGGACAAACCAUCCACAGAGACAAACUGAUAUCUUUCCGACAGAUAAGAUCUAAACCAGGCAAGAACUUGUCCGUGUAGACCAAUUAAGGUUUCCAAACUCUCCAAAAGAAUGUGGUGAUCGAUGGUGUCAAAAGCAGCACUAAGGUCUAGGAGCACGAGGACAGAUGCAGAGCCUUGGUCUGAUGCCAUUAAAAGGUCAUUUACCACCUUCACGAGUGCAGUCUCAGUGGUAUGAUGGGGUCUAUAACCAGACUGAAGUGUUUCAUAUACAUUAUAUGUCUUCAGGAAGGCAGUAAGUUGCUGCACCACAGCUUUUUCUAAAAUGUUUGAGAAGAUAUGGAGAUUCGAUAUAGGCCAAUCGUUUUUUACAUUUUCUGGGUCAAGGUUUGGCUUUUUCAAGAGAGGCUUUAUUACUGCCACUUUUAGUGAGUUUGGUACACAUCCAGUGGAUAGGGAGCCAUUUAUUAUGUUCAACAUAGGAGGGCCAAGCACAGGAUGUAGCUCUUUCAGUAGUUUAGUUGGAAUAGGGUCCAGUAUGCAGCUUGAAGGUUUAGAGGCCAUUACUAUUUUCAUGAAUGUGUCAAGCGAUAUAGGAUUAAAAAAACGUGAGUGUCUCCAUUGAUCCUAGGUCCUGGCAGUUUUGUGCAGACUCAGGACCGCUGAGCUUUGGAGAAAUACGCAGAUUCAAAGAGGAGUCCGUAAUUUGCUUUCUAAUGAUCAUGAUCUUUUCGUCAAAGAAGUUCAUGAAUUCAUCACUGCUGAAGUGAAAGGCAUCCUCUCUUGGGGAAUGCUGCUUUUUAGUUAGCUUUGCGACAGUAUCAAAUAUAAAUGUUGGAUUGUUCUUAUUCUCCUCAAUUAGGUUGGAAAAAUAGGAUGAUCGAGCAGCAGUGAGUGCUCUUCGAUAUUGCACUGUACAUUUUUUCCAAGCUAGUAGGAAUUCUUCCAGUUUGGUGGAACGCCAUUUCAGUUCCAAUUUUCUGGAAGCUUGCUUCAGGGCUCGGGUAUUCUCUGUAUACCAGGGAGCUAGUUUCUUGUGACAAAUGUUUUUUGUUUUUAGGGGUGCGACUGCAUCUAGGGUAUUACGCAAGGUUACAUUUAGAUCCUCAGUUUGGUCGUUAACUGAUUUUUGUACUCCAAUGUCCUUGAGUAGGUGGAGGGAGUCUGGAAGGGCAUCUAGAAAAACAUUUAGAUCCACAAUAUUUAUUCCACAGGACAAAACUAGAUCCAGGGUAUGACUGUGGCAAUGAGUAGGUCCGGAGACAUGUUGGACAAAACCCACUGAGUCGAUGAUGGCUCCGAAAACCUUUUGGAGUGGGUCUGUGGACUUUUCCAUGUGAAUAUUAAAGUCACCAAAAAGUUGAAUAUUAUCUGCCAUGACUACAAGGUCCGAUAGGAAUUCAGGGAACUCAGUGAGGAACUCUGUAUACGGCCCAGGAGUGUAAGGGUUGGUGUGAGGUGUGACCCAGGUGCGGUGCAGGAUAGACAGUAGGCAGUAGGCAGAGAUGGUGAAACAAGGAUCUUUACUGGUGGUUCCGAAGCCAGGAUACAAAACAACGGACUUAACAUGAUAAAAGAAAGGUGGAGCAAAUAAGUCUCCAAAAACAGGCUGACAGCCAAAAUACGAAAUAGUAUCUAUGACUGAAAUAAUAAAGAAACAGGGAGAACACUUCUCGAGUACCUGUACAUACUUCUCAGAUCAGACACUGAUUAGUACUGCUGAGCAUAGAGAAACUAGCAGCAAAAACUGACAAAGGUGACACCAAUUGGAUGAUGAUUGGUCCAGACUGUGAGUAAGAGGUGCCUAAGGUUGUGGGAGGAUGACACCUAGUGGGUCGCUCCGGAACUGCGACUCCCUCCUGUAACACAGGAGGACUUUAAACAAUAGCUAUAAAAAGUGAUUGAGCAGGCUGCAUAAAUUUCAUAACUAGAAGCUCAAAAGAAGAAAACGCAGUCAUUUUUGGGGUGGUAAAUUGAAAUUUGCAAUCGUAAAUGUUAGCAACACCUCCGCCUUUGCGGGAUGCGCGGGGGAUAUGGUCACUAGUGUAACCAGGAGGGGAGGCCUCAUUUAACACAGUAAAUUCAUCAGGCUUAAGCCAUGUUUUAGUCAGGCCAAUCACAUCAAGAUUAUGAUCAGUGAUUAGGUCAUUGACCAUAACUGCCUUGGAAGUGAGGUAUCUAACAUUAAAUAGCCCUAUUUUGAGAUGUGAGAUAUCACAAUCUCUUUCAAUAAUGACAGGAAUGGAGGAGGUCUUUAUUCCAGUGAGAUUGCUAAGGCGAACACCGCCAUGUUUAGUUUUGCUCAACUUAGAUCGAGGCACAGACACGGUUUCAAUGGGGAUAGCUGAGCUGACUACACUGACUGUGCUAGUGGCAGACUCCACUAGGCUGGCAGGCUGGCUAACAGCCUGCUGCCUGGCCUGCACCCUAUCUCAUUGUGGAGCUAGAGGAGUUAGAGCCCUGUCUAUGUUGGUAGAUAAGAUGAGAACACCCCUCCAGCUAGGAUGGAGUCUGUCACUCCUCAGCAGGCCAGACUUGGUCCUGUUUGUGGGUGAGUCCCAGGAAGAGGGCCAAUUAUCUACAAAUUCUAUCUUUUGGGAGGGGCAGAAAAUAGUUUUCAACCAGCGAUUGAGUUGUGAGACUCUGCUGUAGAGCUCAUCACUCCCCCUAACUGGGAGGGGGCCAGAGACAAUUACUCGAUGCCGACACAUCUUUCUGGCUAAUUUACACGCUGAAGCUAUGUUGCUCUUGGUGACCUCUGACUGUUUCAUCCUAACAUCGUUGGUGCCGACGUGGAUAACAAUAUCCCUAUAGUCUCUACACUCGCCAGUUUUUGCCUUAGCCAGCACCAUCUUCAGAUUAGCCUUUACCUCGGUAGCCCUCCCCCCUGGUAAACAGUGUAUGAUCGCUGAAUGAUUUCCUUUUUUUUGUGAAGCUUGCGUCGCAGCCGGCCGCGACCGGGAGACUCAUGGGCGGCGCACAAUUGGCCCAGCGUCGUCCAGGGUAGGGGAGGGAAUGGCCGGCAGGGAUGUAGCUCAGUUGAUAGAGCAUGGCGUUUGCAACGCCAGGGUUGUGGGUUCGAUUCCCACGGGGGGCCAGUAUAAAAAAAAUAUAAAAAAAUAUAUGUAUUCACUAACUGUAAGUCGCUCUGGAUAAGAGCGUCUGCUAAAUGACUAAAAUGUAAAUGUAAAAACAAGCUUCCAUUACCCCUGUCACAAGGGGAUUUAUGGCUGAUUUAAGAUGAAAUCGUCAACCCUGUUACGGUCAACCCUGUUACUUUAUUUGGCACUUACUAUAGUCGUUCUUUUAUUUUUUAUUUUAUUAAGUUGAACAUGUGAUCUUUAAAAUAAAGAAUGUUAAAAUAAAAAUUCACCAAGUUCCACUACCCAAAAGGGACUAAUUUCAUGGAAUGACCCAGUGGCAUGGGUAGCAUACUGUAUGAGUGAAUAGGGCGGGGGCAUGGAUACCACUGGUUUGUUAGUGGUGCAUAUAAUUUCACUAUUAGGUGGUUCCAAUGGCUCAGUUGGUUUCGAGCUUGGUGCUUCCAAUACCACAGCUGUGGGUUCCUUUAGGCGAAGUUUUUUUUUGUCUGAAAUGUCCCUCAAAUUCAAUUACAUUUUUUUCCAGACUGUGAAAGGUGGCAUCUCGGAAACGAGGAUCGAGAAGAGAAUCGUAAUCUCGGGUGAUGCAGACAUUGACCAUGACGAGGUAAUAAAAUAGACUGUUCCUUCACUCUUACACUGUGUGUCCUCUAGCAUGCAUCCUAAGUAUCCUUACAGCUACUGAAAAGGCUUAGCUAUUGUAACAAGACGAGUGGUAACUGGAGACAUUGCUGAUGUCAGGAUAUUCGGCCCCCUACCCAACAAACAAACUGGUGGCGAUGACAUCAUUAUGCCGUCUUUUAUGAUGUCAUGGUCCAGCUGUAUACUAGUUGUAACAAGUUUUGAUAUCGCUUUUUAGCAACCAGGAAAAAGACGUCUUUAUCUGGUUGUAAUCUGACCAGAUGACAAUAUGAAGUAUUUUCGAUGACUUCUUCAAGUCGUCAUGAAAGAUACGUCUUUACACGGUUUCUACAGAAACCAUCUGGUUGUAACCUGGUUACAUGGCAUCUCCUCAACCAGAAUACCAGUUAACAACCAGGAAAUUGAAUUUGCCAAAUUCUGCUUGCUGGGUGUUAAUAUAAUAUGGGUGUUGUGUUGAGAGAGACUGACAGAACAGAAUCGAUAGUUCUAUUGAUCAAUAGCUGAGAGCAGUGACCGGAAGGUGCACACGCACAGUGGCUAGGUGUACACACACAGCGACAGAGCUGUACCCAACCACACAGUGACAGAGGUGUACCCAACCACACAGUGACAGAGGUGUACCCAACCACACAGCGACAGGGGUGUACCCAACCACACAGCGACAGAGGUGUAACCAACCACACAGUGACAGAGGUGUACCCAACCACACAGUGACAGAGGUGUACCCAACCACACAAUGACAGAGCUGUACCCAACCACACAGUGACAGAGGUGUACCCAACCACACAGUGACAGAGGUGUAACCAACCACACAGUGACAGAGGUGUAACCAACCACACAGUGACAGAGGUGUAACCAACCACACAGUGACAGAGGUGUACCCAACCACACAGUGACAGAGGUGUACCCAACCACACAGUGACAGAGGUGUACCCAACCACACAGUGACAGAGGUGUAACCAACCACACAGUGACAGAGGUGUACCCAACCACACAGUGACAGAGGUGUACCCAACCACACAGUGACAGAGGUGUACCCAACCACACAGUGACAGAGGUGUAACCAACCACACAGCGACAGAGGUGUAACCAACCACACAGUGACAGAGGUGUACCCAACCACACAGUGACAGAGGUGUACCCAACCACACAGUGACAGAGGUGUAACCAACCACACAGCGACAGAGGUGUAACCAACCACACAGCGACUAGUCCAACCCUUGCCCUUGUGAUUCUGAUCAUACCCAUUCCACCUUCCUCUCUGUUUCCCUCCAUGGGGUGUUCGGCAUACUGUCUGUCUGUCUGUAGGCCUUGGCUCAGGCCAUAAAGGAGGCCAAAAAGGAGCACCCUGACAUGUCAGUAACCAAAGUAGUGGUCCACAAAGAGACUGAGAUCACGCCCGAGGAGGGCGAAGAGUGA
This is a messenger RNA of Coregonus sp. 'balchen', 42400 nucleotides long. NCBI's taxonomy places the organism in Eukaryota, Metazoa, Chordata, Actinopteri, Salmoniformes, Salmonidae. The record is from the annotation of a GenBank genome assembly.